AACCCCGGAUAUCUCCAUCAUCAACUCUGCAUUUCGCUUUCACAGUUCAAAAGGAAUUUUGCCUUUUGAGAUAUAUUUUCUUAUCCUGAAAUUCAAUAUUGGUUCUCCAGCAUCGAAGCCCCAAAAUUCUAUCAGCACCGCCCUUCUAUCUGUCUCGAUAUCUCACGAAAUCAUUUUAGCUUUGGACUUAUGACCAAAUUCUUCUUCUCGUCCCUCAACUUUCCCCUGUAGGGCUCUUUUGCUUUCUGGGUUUUGCUUCCUGUGAGCAAUGAUGGUUGUCUUCUUUCUCUCUCUGAGAUCCUCUGAUUGAUACUGUUAAUUAUUGCUCUCUGUUCUUGGCAUCAACUCAAUUGGGUAUUGUUUAUUUUCCCUCGCGGCACAUUGUUCUGUUGUUAUUUUCAGGUUCUUUGUCAUAUUUCUGAUGGGCCUUCCUGCAGGUAUUUCGACUUCUGAAAUUAACUUAUGGGUUCUCAUCUGUUGUCUCUUUGUUUAAGCUUUUAGCAGGUUGUUUCCCUCCAAACGGUUGUCUCCAUGAACUGUUAAUCUCCUGGGAACUUCUUCUUCUUGCGUUCGUCACAGUCGUCUUGUUAAAAGCUGAUAUUUUCUUAUACUUUCUGCAACUUUUCCUCAAGCCCUUGUUGAGUUGAAUUCUGCCUAUUGAGGGUUGGGUUUAGCUUCUGCCAAAAAAAAAAAGGUGCUCAGUGUAUACAACAAUCCGUUGCUUUUUAAAAAAUGCCUCCUUCAGACUUACCUCUUAGGUGGGAGUGCACCGGAGACCAGUGGUGGUAUGCUUCUCCUGUUGAUUGGGCAGCUGCUAAUGGCCACUAUGACUUGGUCCGGGAGCUCCUCCGCCUUGACAGCAACCACCUCAUCAAGCUCACCUCUCUACGGAGAAUUCGCCGCCUUGAAACCGUCUGGGAUGACGAAGAACAAUUCGAUGAUGUAGCGAAAUGCAGAUCUCAGGUUGCCCAGAAGCUCUUUCUGGAGGGCGAAGCCAAGAGAGGAAAGAACUCUCUCAUUCGAGCUGGCUAUGGUGGGUGGCUCCUGUACACUGCUGCCUCGGCUGGAGACUUGGGCUUUGUUCAAAUGCUGCUUGAAAGAGACCCUCUUCUUGUAUUUGGGGAAGGAGAGUAUGGUGUUACUGAUAUACUUUAUGCUGCUGCCCGGAGUAAGAAUUCUGAGGUUUUCAAGGUUGUUUUUGAUUUUGCUGUUUCGCCGAGGUUUUCAAGUAGCAGAGGAGAGUUGGAGGAGCACAUUGGGGAGAUCCCUUCUGUUUUUAGGCAAGAGAUGGUGAAUAGAGCUGUUCAUGCUGCUGCCAGAGGUGGAAAUUUGAAGAUUCUGAAGGAGCUUCUCAGUGACUGCUCUGAUGUUUUGGCUUAUAGGGAUGUUAAUGGCUCAACUAUCUUACAUGCUGCUGCUGGCAGGGGGCAGAUUGAGGUAGUUAGAGAGCUUAUAUCAUCCUUCGAUAUCAUCAACUCCACAGACAAUCAAGGCAACACAGCAUUGCACGUGGCUGCUUUCAAGGGCCAAUUAGCUGUCGUUGAAACCCUUAUUCUUGCAUCUCCCUCUUCCAUCAGUUCAACAAAUUAUGCUGGUGAAACAGUUCUCCAUUUGGCUGCAUCUGGUUUCCAAAGUCCUGUCUUUCGAAGGUUAGAUCGGCAGAUUGAGUUCAUGAAGCAGUUAGUAUGUGGGAAAGUUGUCAAUGUUGAAGGUAUCAUCAAUGCAAAAAAUAAAGAGGGAAGAACUGCCCUUCAUAUGGCCAUCAUAGGAAACAUCCAUUCUGAUCUAGUUGAACUCCUGAUGACUGUUCGUCCAAUUGAUGUGAAUAUCCGAGAUGUAGAUGGCUUGACCCCACUCGAUAUCCUUAGGCAACGGCCACAAUCUGCAUCAUCGGAAAUACUAAUUAGGCAGAUGAUUUCAGCUGGGGGAAUAUUUAGCUGCAGUGAUUUCACUGCAAGAAGAGCAAUUGUUUCCCACCUAAAGAAUCAAGGCAUUGGAAGCAGCCCUGGGACUUCUUUUAGAAUAUCCGACACAGAAAUAUUCUUGCACACAGGCAUUGAGCAUGGAUCAGAUGCCAGUGCAGGAAUGAGUCCACAUUCAACUGAACCAAGUCAAGUGGAUUCUGGUAAUGAGCACGAUAGCUCAUUAACGAAUAAGAAAUCAGGUUCUAUAAACUUUGCUGCACAGCAUUUGAAAAACCUGCUCCGGUUGUCACGGAUGAAAAAUAAAAAACCUGAGAGAGUCAAGCAGUCAGGAGAUGAUAACUCAGCAGAAUCGUAUAAGAAAUGGAGUACUUCAGAUGAAGUUCCUACACCGCUUCGACAGAGAUUUUCAAAGCCCUCUGCACUUUCUAGUAACAAGCGGACGCUUUCUGUUAGGAGUAAUCAGCCGAGCCCAAUUGCUAAGAAGAGAUUUGCUUCAGGGCUAAUGCGUGGCGUUGUGCAAGCCAUGCCACACUUAACAAUACCGCGCCGAUCACCUUCAAGUUCGUUCUCAAAAUCGUCAUUUUCUUCACCCAACUCACUGGAUAAACAAAAGGGUGUUUAUAUUGGGAGUGAUUUUGCAGGACCCUCUACCUCAGAUCAAAUAUUUGAUGACAGAACACCAAAUUUGAUUCCCAAAGAAGUCUCAUCCAAUAAGAGUUUGAUGAACCAGUUGUUCUGUUUUGGUGCCCCAGGCCUUUCUGCAAAAGAACCAGUUGGCAGAAACCCUAUGUAUAAGCGCUCUGUUCUCUCAGUCGCAUGAUUGACUUCAAAAAAGGAGGUUUAUCUUGAGACUAUAGGGGCACAACAACAAAGAAGGAAAGCAAGUUCAUGGAUCCAUCCAAGGCUGCUGAUAGGAUAAGUUGCAUUAACUACUGCUUAAAAUUUUGCCUUUUAUUGUCCGUCUGUCUUCUAAAUGUUUGUAAAUUAUGUACUUCUUGGAAAUAACUGUAUGCUAAAUUAUGUUUCUUGCAUUACUGUGUGCUGAAUAGAAAAAACUUUCUAUUUCUGGUAGAGAA
Malania oleifera is the source of this 3001-nucleotide messenger RNA. RefSeq lists its product as uncharacterized. Gene Ontology annotation, molecular function: protein phosphatase 1 binding; protein phosphatase regulator activity. Lineage: Eukaryota; Viridiplantae; Streptophyta; Magnoliopsida; Santalales; Ximeniaceae. Gene Ontology annotation, cellular component: plasma membrane. The record is from RefSeq and is a predicted model, not a curated record. Bases 733 to 2745 code for a protein of 670 amino acids. The transcript has 3 exons.